This is a messenger RNA of Daphnia pulex (common water flea), 3314 nucleotides long. RefSeq lists its product as uncharacterized. NCBI's taxonomy places the organism in Eukaryota, Metazoa, Arthropoda, Branchiopoda, Diplostraca, Daphniidae. Bases 2237 to 3208 code for a protein of 323 amino acids. The record is from RefSeq and is a predicted model, not a curated record. The transcript is spliced from 12 exons.
GGGACCGUUCAGUCUAUGCUUAGGAAUCUGUCGCCUGUCACUAGAUGGCGGAGUGUCCAUCCGCCAUUUGCUUUUCAAACAGCAGACACUAGACAGCAUGCUUAGACAGGAAUGUGUUGCUGCUCAAGUGCUCAUUAUGGUGUAUUUCGUUUCGAUAUUUUACAUUUUAUGAAAUGGAAAAAGAUAUCAUCUCUUGCUACCUUUACUGGCUAUUUGUCUCAUCCAUUGCUGUUUCACUUCACUGCAAAAGAAUUGAUUUCUGUGACUUCAGCUACGUCAUCGAACAUUAUCCUCGAGUUUCUUGGUGGAGAUGGAUAGAUGUAUUUUUUUCCAGCCACAGGCAGGAAAAUUAUACUUUUCUUCAGAAAAUUGGAAAGCUGCUGGAGUAAUCUGGUGUUUAUGCUCAUUUGAUUCAUUUCGUGCCAGCUAGUGAUUGCCGAAAGGCAUGUCGAAUUCAAGUUGAGCUGCUGCUUGCUGUCUGGAAUCCAGCAUUCCAGCCAGGCAGCCAUUGCGUUCAGUCAUUUGAACAGGAAUCUGAUGGCUGUCAAUAGGUGGCUGUCAAAAGUUGGCUGGAAUGUCCACCAGUUAGCGUAAGUGUCUUCAGGGACGCAUUCGGCCAUUUUGUUCCAAGACGUAGCAGAAAUGGGUUGCUGGUCGUGACGUUUCUCACGAUGAAAAUUAAAAGCAUGUGGAAACCACUUUGCCAAGUCAUUCAACUCAGACUUGGAAGUGCCUGUACAUUGCCGAAAUGGCGUGCCUCGUGUGUCUCGCUGUCUGUUCUUAGGCGUACGUCUCAUCCCAUGCAACAGAAAAAAGUAUAACAAAUACUUCUUUAACGCUGUGGGUUUCCUUGUUGCUGCCAAAUGGUGAAAGGAAGAAGAGUACGAAGACGGAUUGAACCAUUGUAUGCAGCAUGCGGUUGCAGUGUAAUCCAGAAGUAGCUGUGAUGGUGUUAUCCUCAAAUUGCUGUGCCUGUUGUAGCUGAGCUGUUCCAUCUGGGUUCCUGAGUUGAAAAAUUUUAUGUUGUUGUUUGCCUGCCAGUAUUUUGUGUUGUGACUUCAAAUAGUUUGAUCUGUCGUCUUUUGAGUUUUCAUUCAAUCAUGCAGUAUACGACUGAGGCAACCUGAUCAAUAUCAGGUUUGACACAGUCGAGAACUGCUAGAUUAAACAAGCUUUCUGCGCCAAACAAAUAAUAACUUGCACAUAACUUGCAUCAUGUUAUUAUCGCGGUAGAGAAAGCGACAGGCCCCCCCCCCCCCUGGGGGCGAGUCUGGACUUUAAGCACACUGCCGAAAAGCACACAACCCAAAAGCACAGUGCUUAAAGGCUAGAGGACUUUUGCAUACAACGUAGUAGGGAUUGCACUUCCCCCUCCUUCCCACUGCAGUAGGAUGAAAUACUGUGCUGCCUCAUUCGGCUUUCUCCUAAAACUACGUAGUAGUUCAAAUGACUCCAUCCAUUACCACACAACCCAGGUUCCUCUACAUUAGAUGGUCUGAAUGCUUACUAUUAUGAAUAGAGUAGUCUAACGUCCAAAGUUGCCUGUUCAAUGAAAUUCUAAUCCCUACUGAUUUGGUGUCAAAUCGUCAUCGAUUUUCGAUUUGACACCAAACAAGUAGGGAUCAGAAUUUCAUCGAACAGGCAACGUCGGACGUUAGACUACUCUAUUAUGAUUUUUUAAAAUACUAGAUGGCGCCUAUCGUAUAAUUGUUUACCUUAAAAAGAUCGAGGUUUCGAAAAGCAAAAGUGUUAAUCUAAAGAAAUUCAAUGUUUGGGGUAUUAUCUCGAAGAUCUCUUGUGUGACGUAAAAAUGUUAACUGAUUCUUUUUCAACCUUAUCCCAUAAUAUAACCUUCCCCCCGAAUUUAAAAAAGUAUUACUUUUCUCAUAAAUGAAAACAGGUAUUCCGUAAGAUUGGCUCAGCCUUAAUAACCAAAUAGCUUUUGAGAAAAAUUAAAAAAUAGCAGGCAGUGUCUUAAAAACCCAAACACAAAUUCAGAUAAAAUAGUUGUUUUUGUUUUCGAACACUUGGGGCGCAGUUGUCAUAUUCUACCUCAAGGGACGAUUUCAAAUGAAGUUCUUUAAACGAUCACAUGAGAGCGACACUUAGAAAUUUAGGUUCAUUUAAUUUACUGAUUUAAGGCAAUAGUUUCUGUUAUGACACUUAGUAAGACGGUUGCCCUUAACUGUAUUAAAAAACAGAAAUUUUUUUCUUUCCGUGUCAAAUAAAAAAAGUAAUGGCAAACACAUCAUUGUGCAAAGAAAUAUCCAAAUUAAACUGCUUCUCUUUAUCGGAGUACCUUGCAGAAAUGGGAGUUGAUACAACAACAAUUACAUCUCUACAAAGUAGUCAGAUAGAUGAAAAGGUGAGGAGAACAACUGUUAUGAACCCUCUUUUUAUUGUUCCAUUAAAUGAGAAACCAAAAACGAGUGAAAAGCAAGUAACCUAUGCAUCAAACGAUAUGCAUUAUAUGAAAAAUUGGCUAAAAGAUCACACACCAAGUCCAACCAAUGAUACCCAGAUUCGAGAAUUCAUGGAGAAGACUUUUAACUUUCGUCGUUUUCAAAUAAGAACGAUUCUUCGAAACGCUACCAGGAUUAUUCAGAAUUAUCCUCGUUUUAUUGAUUUUCAACUAGGUUCUUUGAUUACGUCCGAAUUUCUUCUUAUAUUUCCAAAUUUAAAACAAAAGUUUCAUUCAAACUUCUUAAAUGAUUACUUGUUGGCUUUAAUUGCUUAUGCUAAACAAGAAGAUAGAGAUUUUGAAUGUCCAAACGAUGUCUUAAAGGCUCUAAUGCUUUUGCUGACUACUCAUCCGGCUAUAAGGAAAAAUAGACGAAUUUCACACAAAAAAAUUAUGGAAAGGUUUAUUGUUUUCAAAAAGGAAAAUGAAGAUCUAAAAAACUUCAUCUCUGACAAGCCGUCACAUUUAAAACAACCUUUUCUUGUCUGCAUUGGAACUAUAAUAGAACCGGGUGCUUUCUAUCUUGUUGUAGAUCAGUAUUCAAUAUUUUGUGGCAAUGAUGUUUAUAAUGCUUUUAGAAAUCUCUACGCUUCUUUCUAUACUUUUUUUGUUGAAUACCCAAGCUUUAUUAGGCCUUUCUACGAAUUCUUCGAUGAAAUUAUUUUUCAGUUAGAAAAUAAUGAAAUUUCAGACACUAAUCUGGAAUUUGUCCAGAAACUGUCAAAUAUCGAGGUUUCUUCAAAAUGAAAGUUACAGUAUUCCUUAAAGUAAUGAGCGCAAUAUUGGUUGUCUUGCCCUUAUUUGUCUGGAAUUAUUUUAAUUUACAAAAACGUAACACAACAUACUCAAUCUU